Molecule: messenger RNA, 863 nt
Organism: Lymnaea stagnalis (great pond snail)
Lineage: Eukaryota; Metazoa; Mollusca; Gastropoda; Lymnaeidae
Source: the annotation of a GenBank genome assembly
UUUCAUAUUCAUCUUCUUAAUCCUCAUGGGUUUCGCUUCUAUGGGAUUCAUCCUCUUUGGUCGCACCAGUUAUUACUUUAAUGGUUAUUGGCAAGCAGUAGAAACACUAUUCACGGGCCUGCUGGGCCACUCAAGCUUUAAAGUAAGGAUUUUUUUUUAACUACAUCUUUCUUUGCUUUUCAGAAUUAAGCUCUUCUCAAAAAAUGAGUUGCAUAAUCUAUUUUGAAUCUCUUUUAAUUAUUAAUUAUCCUGUAUUUAAUUAUGAAUAAACUAUGUUGGUAUCCCUCAACAUAGGAGGGAUUCUGCAGAUUAUGCAACACUAUCAAAACAAUUGGCCUCUACAUAUGUCGAUUCAUGUUGUUUCUGAAAACAUGUCAUGACAUUAGGAUGUGUUAAGUUUGUACUCUGUUCUCUUUUCCACAUUAUUAAUAAAUGCAGUGUUAAGACUAAAGUGAUAGCUAAAAUAUGUUAUGCAAGUUUUUAAAUUACAGCCGCAAAAUCUUAACCAAUAUGUUGCCUAAAAACGAAUAUUUUAACAUUUAAGUAAAUUUUUAUUUUUAAAUAACUUAAAGCUGAUGACAUUAGGUUUCAUAUCCUCAUCAAAUCGUAUAUCUUUGUGUCUCUCUUUAUGAUUUCAGGAAACAAAUGUCCCAGCUGAAGACACCUGGAUCAGUAUAGUUUUUUUCUGCAUGUUUGUGGGCGUGGUGGUCAUUCUGCUCACAAAUUUUUUCCUUGCUGUCUUAAUGGACUUACUUAAUUCCGCAAGCAAUCGCUAUUGUAAAGGCGAGGACACCAAAAUUUUCAUUGUGUUAUGGGACAUGUUCCUAAAAUCAAUGGGAAGCAAGAGAAAUCCCCUAGACAGA